Penicillium riverlandense is the source of this 243-nucleotide messenger RNA. RefSeq lists its product as uncharacterized. NCBI's taxonomy places the organism in Eukaryota, Fungi, Ascomycota, Eurotiomycetes, Eurotiales, Aspergillaceae. The coding region runs from base 1 to 243 and encodes 80 amino acids. The record is from RefSeq and is a predicted model, not a curated record. The transcript is spliced from 4 exons.
AUGGCUGCCUCCAUUGCUCCAGAAUGCAACGAUAUCAAAGAGAAAUAUGACACCUGCUUCCUAAAAUGGUACAGCGAGAAGUACCUGCGUGGCAACACAUCAUCCAACGACUGCGAAGAACUCUUCGCCAAGUACAAGUCUUGUCUAAAUAAAUCUCUCAAGGAGAGAGGCAUUGAAUCGAUGCUAGAUGACGCCCGGAAGAGCAGUAGCGAGACGGACUCGGAGUUUCUCAAAAAGUCCUAG